UCACGAAUUGGUUGACAAACGUCAGAAGUUGUCAAUAACCAUCACCCAUCACACACAGCUAGCGCGAUUUAGUUUAUUUUAGAAUAAUUAAGUAGAAUAACAAACGUGUGCGUCUUUGUCUUGUAUGGCAUUUUCGUGUUAAGCUCCUGGGAGCGUUAGUGUUCUUGAUGGUUUCGGGUGACGAUUCCAAUGGUGGUCGUUUAUCACGGAAAACUACGAGGUCUCCGAACCGAAAAUCGAAAAAGGCAGAUGCGAACCUAGCAAAGGGUUCAGCGUUGCGACAUGACUCGCAACCUUCAGUUCAUAAAAGAAAUCUUUACGUCGUCUCUUACCCUAUCAUAAUUUUGUUCAACGUCUUAAGAUCUAUUUUGUACCAGUUGUUUAUAAUUUUUAAAUAUUUAUAUUCGGCGUCACACCGGUUUAUGCAUAAGCCUCGUAAGAACGGGGAGUGUAAUUUGGAAGUGGUGGUAAAAGACGGCGUGAUAUCGACUGAGUUAGCUCCAGAAGACAUGUCUCAUACACACAAUGUGGGACCUGGAGACCCUCUGCUGGCAAAGCAGAAGCAUCACCAUCGCAAGGCUUUUGAAUAUAUAUCAAAAGCCUUGAAGAUUGAUGAGGAAAAUGAGGGUCAGAAAGAGCUAGCAAUAGAGCUGUACAAGAAAGGCAUAUAUGAACUGGAGCGAGGUAUAGCCGUGGACUGCUGGGGCGGCCGAGGCGACGCCUGGCAGCGCGCACAGCGCCUCCACGAUAAGAUGAAAACCAACUUGGGAAUGGCAAAGGAUCGAUUACAUUUCCUUGCCAACCUUGUCGCCCUCAGUAAGUUGGGCGUAGAGAGUGAGUCCGAGAGAAGCGACAAAAAACCCACGGAGUCGCCUCUAAAGGGGCGCAGGCCCUUAGAGAAGUCCAAGACGACACUGCUAGCGCAUACAGAAAGUAACAGUGGUCAAACGAAGCCACCGAACGAAGUUGCGGGUCGCAAGCUGACAACCGCGAGUAGACGUGUCCCGAGCAACGGCGGAGGACCCCUCAUGAAGUCCCAGACCCUGCCCAGGUCGAUGGGGCGUUCUUCUUCACAGCCGAACAGUUCAAAUGGAGGCUACGGCCGGUAUCCCUUGAAACCAGCAUCAACGCCUCCAGCGGUUAAACGACAACUUUCGGGAGGUUACCAAGUCCCAGUUAACGGUUCACCGGUCCGCCGUGCGGGCUCGCAGCGCGGCACGCCUACCCGCAGCCGCACGCCGCAGCCGCUCGCAGUCCGCGGUGUCGACCCCAAGCUGGUGCAGCUGAUACUGGACGAAAUUAUAGAAGGCGGUCCUAAAGUACACUGGGAUGAUAUCGCUGGACAAGAGGCGGCUAAACAAGCACUGCAAGAGAUGGUAGUUCUUCCUUCGCUUCGACCGGAGCUCUUUACAGGUCUCCGAUCUCCAGCUAAAGGGUUACUGUUGUUUGGACCUCCAGGAAAUGGUAAAACUUUGCUAGCUCGGUGUGUGGCGGCGGAGUGUUCAGCGACCUUCUUCUCCAUAUCAGCGGCGACGCUCACCAGCAAGUAUGUAGGGGAUGGGGAGAAGAUGGUGCGAGCUCUCUUCCAGGUCGCCAGGGAACUGCAGGUGAGGGGACAUACAACUGACGCUCUCGUAAUUACAGUUUAA
Molecule: messenger RNA, 1649 nt
Organism: Papilio polytes (common Mormon)
Lineage: Eukaryota; Metazoa; Arthropoda; Insecta; Lepidoptera; Papilionidae
Gene: spas
Product: spastin-like
Exons: 8
Coding region: 168-1649 (493 amino acids)
Cellular component (GO): microtubule cytoskeleton
Molecular function (GO): ATP hydrolysis activity; ATP binding
Source: RefSeq, a predicted model, not a curated record